UGUCAAGUAUUUUUGUGAUUUGCAAUAAAAAAUAUACUUUUAUAUAUGAACACAAAAAUUUAUUUGUAUACAUAUUUAACUGCCAUUCUUCUUUCUUAAAAUACUGCCGAAUGUCCUCUAAGCCGAGAAAACAAACCGGCAGUUUUGUCAAUGAUCCUUCUGCCAUUAAUCUCAUACAGCUCAGUCCACGUACUGAGUUGUUUCAAAAUGAACGAGGUCCGUAUACCAUGGCGAAUCAUAGUUCCAAGACGAACUUCAUCGGUGACACCGUUAUGCAUGAAGGGCCGCGUGCGGUUGCGGUUAGUGAAACAGGCGAGAAACAUUGUAUUCACCUGGAAGAGGAUAAUAUGCAGACGAAUUUGAAUCCAUUCACCGUAGCUUCUCAGUGUUCUCAGGUCUUUUCGAUGCCAAAGAAUACCGUUUCGUCAACGAAAAUUUCUGGUUUUGGAAACGAUUGUUCGAGACUCAUCACUACCAAACGUUCCAAAGGCUCACGUCGCCAUUCCAACCAGAAGACGCGACCGAUUUUUACACCACGCAAUAUAGACAAAAUUCCGACACGCUUCUUCAAUGAUGACGCCAAAACUAAAGCGGUUUCACCGCAUAUAAAUGCGCAAACUCAAACAGAGAUCAACACUAGUUGCUCCGCUUUAACACCACGCGCAUAUCAUCCACCGCCAGUGGUACCGCCGCUACAGAUUCCUCGUCGUUAUGUGCCCCGCGAAACAGUUGGCGACAUGCUCGACAGCUCCCGAAGACAGCCGCUCAGGGUGUUGCCGUUACCGUGUGAAAAGAAGUCAUUUAAAAAUUAUUCAGAAUUGCGGAGCAUUGCGUCUGCUCUCACUUUAAUAACCGUUGUUUCUUGGCUUUUUUCGAUAUUCUUUGAACUGGAGGGCAUGUUCGAUAUGUUGGGCGGCAUUUUACGUUUUCUAACUAAUUGGUAUAACAAAGAGGAACCACCUAUGACGAAGGUCGAGAUGUUUGUGCAAUUUGCGCGAAAUUUGUGGUAGCCAAGGUGUGACCCAAGUGAUUUUUAUUGAUGUCUAUUUAUUUCGAUUUUUUGAAAUUUAAACAAGAAAUGUUAAUACGUAACUAGAUUUGAUGGCAUAGACAAUUAAACAAAUGAUUCUAUAUGACCUUGGAAUUUUUAACGCUAAAUCGUAACAUUUACUGAGAUCAUGUA
Messenger RNA from Bactrocera latifrons, 1183 nucleotides. RefSeq lists its product as uncharacterized. Lineage: Eukaryota; Metazoa; Arthropoda; Insecta; Diptera; Tephritidae. The record is from RefSeq and is a predicted model, not a curated record. The coding region runs from base 111 to 1010 and encodes 299 amino acids. The transcript is spliced from 5 exons.